AUGUGGCACGCGACUGCGACCGGUGCGAUGAUCGCACCGGUCCGGUGGCUCUCUCGAGGGCGUCGGCCGCGCGCCAGGGCGAGCGCGUCGCUUCCCGUCGCGAGGGCCGUCCCCUCGGUUCCGACGAGCCGGCUCCCGGGAAUGAGCCGACGGCGUCCGCGGGACGACUCCCGUCCGCUUCGGUUGCGCGCGGCGGCGCAGAGGUACAGCCCUUGGGUCGACCCCGACGACGGCCCCGUCGCCGAGGACGCGCCGGUUCGCAUAGAUCGGCCGGUCGGAUACUCCUGGGGCGACGAGCUGGACAACCUCAGGAUAGACGAGGACGAGCGCGCGCGUGCUGCGCGCAAAUGGCAGGAGGGCGCCUACGUCCCCGACGACGACGACGACGACGAGAUGUACGAGCCCUCCCCGGACGGCGACACGCUCUACGGGAAAGGACCGAGCUCGAAGAGGCUGCGGUGGCCCCCGAGCCUGGGGCACGGCACCGUGCCGAGGAUCGCGCGCUCGCUCUGGGCGCUCGUCGCGGUCGUGGGAGUCGUGUGGGCGGUUUGGUCGAGCGUCAAGCACGUCAUGUUCCUCGAUUUCUCCACGCUGGACUUUGGAAACCUGGGGGCGGCGAUCGACGCUGCGGCGCUGGAGGCGCUCGCCGGUCUCGCCGAGGGCGCGCUCGUGUCCACCGUCGUCGCGCCCGUGGUGGCUGCCCUGACGGCGGGAUUCUUCGAGCUCAACCUGCGCUUCUUGACAAUCAUGACGGCGGCGAACCUGCCGCGGACCCUCGCGCCGGCCACCGCGAAGACCGUGGCGGACAGGGAACGGAGGCUCAAGGCGAUGAAAGAGAGCCGGCCCCAGCACCUGGCGUACGCCAAGCUCAAGAAGGCGACGUUCAGCGCGUGCGAGGCGAGACACGCCGCCGCCGCUCACGCCUGCGCGGCGUGGUCGCGACCCGUCGUCGCCGUCAUCCUCGGACUGGCGGUCUGGCUCACCGCGGUCGCCGCCGCCGGCGGGUUCGGCGCGUUCGUGGGCCUGGAGCGAUCCAUCGUGGGCGGACCCGGUGUGGGGCGCGGGCCGCUGACCACGGCGGGGGUGGCGGUUUGGUACGUCGUCGGCGCGGCGCUCGCGUCGCUGACGUCGUGUCUGAGGCGGCGGCCGGGUGCCUACGCGGCGGAUGCGCGAAAGGAGAUGGAGCGGCGGGAGAGGGAGUAUCUCGACGGUCUUCACAAGGGGACGUUCCUUUGCCAGUGGCGCUCGGACGAUUACGUCGCGCCGGGUGAGAGGAAUAAGGUUAACCCGGAUAAGCAGCUGACCAACCGAGUCGUCGCGGCGGCGGCGGUUGGCGCGGCGGCGCACAGACGGCUUCCCCCGUCGGACGCCGCGGCGCUCGUGCUGGACGCGUCGGAUGCCAAGACGUCGGAGAAGUUGUCCAUGGCGUUCAGCUACUUUGGGGUUGGGGGUUCGGACCAGGCGAACGGUUCGAAGGGGCCCGCGGGUCGGUUCAUGUCGUGGCUCACGUCGCCGAUGGCACCCGUCGACGAACCCGUCGAGGGUGAAUACUCAUACGGUGUCGUGUACGACAGCAUGUCCGACAGCUUCGACUCCCUGGACGAGGACGAAGAGGACGACAGUUUAUCGUUCGACUCGGAAGGGACGGAGGAUUUCGAGGAGUUUGAGGGUAAGGUGGUGCAAGCCGCGCCGUACCUGCGGGGCUCGGUGGAGCUCGGAAGGAGAGGGAAGGGUGCCAACAAUUGGAGGUACUGGUGGGACAACGUCAAGAUGAAAGCGUCGAAGCGCGUUGCCGCCGCUCGCGGUGCGUACAGGGCGGGCGCGACCAAGGCGGACCUCGAGCGUGAGGCUCUGGAGCUGAACGAGGGGCUGGGUUUCCCGGCGACGUCUGUGCUCGUGCCGAAUCAGCACACGCACGUGGUGCACUCGCUCCGCGAACCCGGGUCGCCGUGCACCCCGUACGCCGCGGACGUCGCGGAGGUGCUGAGAAAGCGCGACCCCAAGGCGCCGCCCCUCAACUUGGUCUACUUGGACCACUGCGGCGCGGUGAAGCAGCGCGAGCAGCAGCUCUGGGACGUGUUUUCCCGGCACUCCGUCGCCGACGGCGGCGUGUUGGCAGUCACCUUUUCCACCCGGGGGAAACGCCUGGGAUGGAGCAAGGCCGCCGCGGUAGCGGCGUGCGCGCGGGCCCUCGUGGAGGCGGCCGAUGCGCACGGGUACGAGCUCGAGGGCGGCGCGGCUGACGGAGCGCUGGAGCCAAACUACCUGGAGAGGCUCAUGGACUACACCGUCCACUUUGGAGAUUCCGUCGCCCCGUCGUCAUCGUCGGAGGAGGAUGAGGACCCGAACGAGUCCCCGGAGUACAGGCAGACCACGACGACGGUCGCGGAGAGCGAUGGGGUCGCCGCGGCUGCCGCGGCACUCCGCGCGCAUCGCUCAGCGGUCGACGCGGCGCUCAGGGAGUACACGAGGCAGUGCGAGUUGCUCGGCGGGGUGGAGGCGGCGUUCUCGGAGGUUGUGAGGGGAAACCCGGUGGAGACCGAGGCUAACAGGGCGGCGGCGCUCGCGGCCCGCGCGCUCGCCAACGCGCUCGUGGUGUGGGCGGACGACGUGCCCGCAUCCAAUGACGGACGCAUGGUGUCCUUCGACACGUGGGCGAGUCGUCGGCGGCGCAGGCUGUGCAGGUACCUUCACUCGAGGGUGUCCGGCGAGGAGUGGGACCGGGUGUCGCCGCCCACGCGCGAGGACGCCAGGCUGCUCCAGAGCCUGGGCAGGGAGGUGGUGAAGUCCGCGGGCAAGGCUGCCGACCUGGCGAAGCCCGCGAUUGCGAAGGGCGUCGAGUGGAGGAAGCUCGAGGGGGACAUCAAGGGCGAGCUCACCUACCCGAGGUGCUUCUUCCUCUACAACUCACUCAUGUUCUUCAUCUUCCGCGUUCGGGUGAAGAGGCGCGUGCGCAAGGGGAAAGAGGAGCGAACCUUCGAGGACAGAUUGAAGCUCGCGCCGCGAUAG
Micromonas commoda is the source of this 3009-nucleotide messenger RNA. RefSeq lists its product with no specific name. The transcript has a single exon. The record is from RefSeq and is a predicted model, not a curated record. The coding region runs from base 1 to 3009 and encodes 1002 amino acids. Lineage: Eukaryota; Viridiplantae; Chlorophyta; Mamiellophyceae; Mamiellales; Mamiellaceae.